This is a messenger RNA of Saccostrea echinata, 3470 nucleotides long. RefSeq lists its product as uncharacterized. Bases 84 to 3470 code for a protein of 1128 amino acids. Gene Ontology annotation, cellular component: membrane. Gene Ontology annotation, molecular function: metalloendopeptidase activity; zinc ion binding. The record is from RefSeq and is a predicted model, not a curated record. The transcript has 22 exons. Gene Ontology annotation, biological process: proteolysis. NCBI's taxonomy places the organism in Eukaryota, Metazoa, Mollusca, Bivalvia, Ostreida, Ostreidae.
AAAACAAUUUUCGAAGUCUUCCUCGAAGGGAAUCUGAUGCACGCGAUGCAAGAUUUGAGUUGCUUAAAGAUGAGUGUCAAGAAAUGGAAAGGGCUAAAGAAAGAAGAGAAGCACCAAUAUUCAAAGGAAAACGAUAUUGGAAAGAUGGGGAUCGAAGUGUCGUACUCAUUUACGAUGCAAACGGUUAUAUAGCAGGAAUACAGGCAGGGAUCCCUAGAAGUGCUUUUAAAAGGGAAGACCAAAAAAAGAAAUUGAUGGGUGUACACUCAGAAGAAGAAGACAAUUCCUCAGCACACAUACCUAUAGUUCAUCGUAGGCGAAGACAAGCUAAUACAGACCCAGAAACAAUCUCACAAGAAGAGUUGGAAACUAAUGUCGAAGAUGGAAGCCUACCAAUGUUUACAGAAACACAAUACUGGAAAAACAUGGACCUAAAUGCGGUAUACCCAUACAUUGCAGACAAGUUUUUAGCAGGAAUAAGGACAUCAAUGCCAAAAGGAGAUUUUAUGAAUGAAGAAGAGAAAAUGAAAUUGAGGCGUAUUCAAACAAAGGAAAUAUACCUUUCUUCAAUGCCUUAUUGGAAUAUCUUUCAUCGAUUGAGAAGACAUACACAUUCAAAACCAGAAAAAACGUCAGUGAGACCUACACCCUCAGGAUCACCUCAGACAAAGAGACAUAGUACAACAACGUCCUCUACUUUAUUUUUAAAGAAAUCCACACCAGCAUCUUCGUUUGUAACACAUAAACAGGCAUUUAAGUCAACACCAUCACCUUCCGGAAUUCCAAGAGAAUCUGGAGCAUCAACAACAUUUCACAAAACAGGAGAGUCAUUUGUACCAACAGCAAAACGAUUGGAAAGCGCAAAGGCCCAUAAGUCAUCAACAACAAAACAGCCUCUUGUGUCAAGAACACAUCCUUUUGGAGCUUCAAUGGAACCUAUGCAAUCAACAUUAUUCCUUAGACGUAAACAUUUGGAGCAACAGCAUACCCCUCUACGUUUUUCAAGAAUGGCGGCAAAACAACUUAUAAAACCACAUAGUGUAGGCUCAGAAACAGAGUCUGCUUCAUUAAGGCCAACCAUUCCUACUCAUCUAAAUCAUCCAAGAGAAAGAAAACUACUUCUAUCGCACAACAUGAAUACACACCGUCCUGUUAUCCAUCAUUCUGUCGAGGACGAUGAUGUUGUUUACUUCACUGUUUACUUCAUUAAUCCAGAGCGCAUUUGUGACCCAGAACGUUCUAGAUCUGUCGACGAAUUUGAACACUGGGGCACUGGAUCUGACCUUUUCAUGCAGAAUGGAACACAUGUAAACUCUUUCAUACAGAUACCACGUGACGAAAGAAAACUUCAAAGUGAGAAUCUGUGGAAUGCUGAGAAAUGCCUAUGGACUCAAGGGCAGAUCUAUAGUUACAAUUUCGAUGAGAAUCGGGAUUGCCAUACCCUGUUUCCACUUCUUCUGAAUUACAACAGAGGGCGUUUGACGGGAUUUGCAUUGCUCUUUAAGAUGGAUUUUCCUUCUCCGUAUGUGGAGCAUCCUGACAAAGGACUUUUAAGGUUCAUGUUUAAGAAAGUUCCGAAGUGUUAUUAUGAGAUUGGUCGCCUGACUAAGCUGCAGUUCUUCCUAACUAAUGACUUUUUAUCUCGUCGCUCAAUGCAGAAACUGGUUACUCUUGCCCUUGUUUGCUUUACCGGGGCCUUUGCUCUACCACUCAACAAGAACUCAACAGCUGGAAAACUAAAGAAUUUUCAGACACCACGGAAUUUUGUUUGGAAUAGCUGGGAAGUGUUUAAGAAGUUGGGUAUCUGGCAUCCUGGAUUGAUGGAUGAAUGGGACGAACAAGACCAGGACUCGCCGAUAGCAGACCUCCUGCAGACAAUGAUUGUUUUUGAUGCAAAGGGAAUCCCUCACAAGACAAAAACUGUGAUUCAUGAACUGAUGCACGCCAUAGGUCAAAUGCACGAGCAGCAGAGAACAGAUCGAGAUCAGUAUAUUGAUAUACUGUUCAAUAACAUUCCUCAAAAUGGCCGCCACAACUUUGAUAUCAGCGAUACAUUUGACAGAACACCAUACGAUGUGGAGUCCAUUAUGCAAUACCCAUUAACGUCAUUUUCCCAAAAUGGCGGCAAAACUAUGCAACUAAAAGACACCAGAUUAGAAGUAUUGAUUGACACUGCAAAAACAUUUACCCACAAUGAUAUAAAGGAGAUAACAAUCGCUUAUCAGUGUACAGAAUCCUGUCAGAAUCUUCCAGACUGUCAGAAUGAAGGGUUUGUGGCUCACACCUGCCAGUGUCUGUGUCCCUCUGAACUUACAGGAGCCACCUGUGAACAAGUUAUUACCGAUACAGGAUGUGGAGGUGUUAUUAAUUUGAGUUCCGGACAAAGCCAGUUCAUUGAAUCUCCUGGUUACCCUAACGCAGUUAGCAACGACAAAGAGUGUGUCUGGUUGGUCAGAGGGCCAAGUGGAUCCAAUAUCAGACUUAGAAUAGACGAACUGCAACUAGCGAUGAAUAAUUUUGAUUCCAAGUGUUAUCAUUGGCUGGAGAUUAGGUACAAUAUGAUUGGUCAAAGUGGAAUCAGGCAGUGUAAUACAGCCAACAAUCAAACCUACACAACGACAAACGAUGGAGAGAGUAACCUGAUGCUUCUUAAGUUUGACAGUCGAUUUAAUAAAAACACUCAAACUUCACAAGGUCAAAGAUUCAAGCUGAAUGUUAAAGCUGAAGGUGGAUCUUCCUCAAACCCAUGCGAUCCUAAUCCCUGUCUGAAUUCCGGAACUUGCACCGUAGUUGGCUCAACGUUUGACUGUUCAUGCACAACAGGCUGGACAGGUACAACCUGCGACGUUCCCGUUCUCAGUUGUCAACCAAAUCCGUGUCAAAAUGGCGGCACAUGUGCUAUAAUUGGUAACAGUGUAUCAUGUGACUGUCCCCCGGGAUGGAUCGGGCCUAACUGUGAAACCUCAUCUGUUGCAACCACCACAACGACGACGACCACCACCACAGUUUCACCACCCACUGGUACCAGCAGGCUGUGUAACUUUGAAACAUCUAAUUGCUGGAUGGAGAAGUUUGGCGAUCUUUUCUCAGUACAGGUAUCGUCUAGCAUGGAACCAUACGCCGGGUUUCUCAAUACUGCAAGGUAUGGGUAUCUUCUACCUGGAUCUUCAUUUAUACUGGAAUCUCCAUCAGGAACCCUCAGUAAUGGACAGUUCUGCCUCAGUUUCGGAUUUUACAUUAACGGCUAUUAUCCCUCCAUGAGUGUGUAUCUUCGAAACAUGUAUCAACAAAUGCAGGGUCUAUGGUUUUAUAAUCAAUCUACUUACGGUAACUGGUAUUCAGUAGAGAUCCCAUUCUAUGGACCCUCCUCCGAUCAUAUUGCAAUAGAAGGGUACAUCUCGUACGGGACAUUCGCAAUUGAUGAAAUCCGACUUCUGGAUGGAGCAUGCCCCGCAGGUGUCGGUAGAUGA